GUCAGCUGCUUGCUUGCUGUUUCGUGUCGCGCUUCUUGCCCGCUUUCAAUGUUUUCCGUUUUAUUUUGUUAUUUCUGUGAUGCAAACUAGAAUUUUGACAAAAAUACCUGUUUUAUAUGUUUGUGAAUGUAAUAGUGCAAUGCAAUAGUGAUCCCGCCAGCAAAAAUUCAGAUGAAACAAGAUAUUGGCUCGGAGUCAUAUCAUUUUAAAGAAGCUCUCUUAUAAAGUUGAGCCGCACCGCACCACGGCUUGUCCGCCGCCGCCGAGCCGCUAACCCUGCUUACCGCGCCCCGCGCCCCGCAUUACGACCGCCGCCAUGCUCGCGCACCACGCACCGCUCGCCCUCCACUAAACUCGACCGCGACCUUCGACAUCUACAUCGACAUACACAUCGAUACCGUACCGACGCGUGUGAUAAUAAUUUAAUACUCGCCUAAAUAAGCUUGCAAAGUCGGUGUCCAGUUCUAACGCGACUAAGAUUAUUACUAAGUACUUUUGGUGCGGAGCGCAUUUCUUUCGAAGCGGUGUCCUUUGUCUCGCGACCUCGUGCCCAGUGAGUGCCGCUGCAGCCCACGGCGCACGGCAGCGCCACCGGCCGGGAAGUGUAUGCCCGCAGCGUCGGGCGUGCUCGUACCGCGGCUUAUGCACCGCGCCCGCUCGGUGUAACUGAGUGUGCGACUCCCGCUCGCCGACCCCGACCGUAGAGACAACGAUGGCAACCAUGGUGAACAUGAAUAACCUCCUCAAUGGCAAGGACUCACGCUGGCUACAGCUCGAAGUGUGCCGGGAGUUCCAACGGAAUAAGUGCUCGCGGCCUGAUACCGAGUGCAAGUUCGCUCACCCCCCGGCCACCGUCGAAGUGCAGAACGGAAGAGUUACCGCCUGCUACGAUAGUAUUAAGGGUCGGUGUAACCGCGAGAAGCCGCCCUGCAAGUACUUCCACCCGCCGCAGCACCUUAAGGACCAGCUGCUCAUCAACGGGCGGAACCACCUCGCGCUGAAGAACGCCCUCAUGCAGCAGAUGGGCCUCACCCCCGGCCAGGUGCUGCCCGGCCAGGUGCCGGCAGUGGUUGGUGGCGUGAGCGGCGCGGGCGCGGCCGCGGGCCACCUCGCCGCGCUGGACCCUAUCAGCCUCGCCAUGCUCGCUCCGCAGGUAACCGCCGCCGAGCGCCUCGCAGUGCCGCCGGCUACCGAGCGCCACCACCUUCCCGUCUAUCACUCUUGUUACUGUGUUGCGCAGGCGACGUCGCCGUACCUGUCCGGCGUGCCGGGCGUGGGAUCGACGUACGCGCAGUACUACGCGCCUCAGCUGGUGCCCGCCAUGCUGGGCCACGACCCUGCUGCCGCGGCCGCCUCGCCCCUCGGCGUCAUGCAGCAGCCCGUACUGCAGCAGAAGCUGCCGCGCACCGACCGUCUCGAGACGGCCGCCGCAGCGCAGCAGCCGGCGGCGAGCGCGACCUCGGAGCCCGGCAAGAAGCGGCCGGCACCCGCCGAUCACGAGCCGCCACCGAUGGACAUGAAAAGCGUUGGAUCCUUCUAUUACGAUAACUUUGCAUUCCCUGGCGUGGUGCCGUACAAGCGACCCGCCGCGGAUAAGGCCGGCGUACCGGUCUACCAGCCGGCGACCACGUACCAGCAACUGAUGCAACUGCAGCAACCGUUCGUGCCCGUGUCAUGCUGUGCGCCGCCAAACGCGCCCUAUGUGGUGUACACGGACGAGCGCGGACAGUUACUGGACACCCUCCCGGUGUGCCAAGAUUUUAAUCGACAAGGAUGUACCAGACCCACCUGCAGAUUUGUUCAUAUUCGUGAAGGGUGCGGGCUGCAGGUGGUGGGGUGCCGCGUGGUGGUGUGCCGCGACGCCGCCGCAGGCACGUGCCGCCGCGCCGCCUGCCGCUACUACCACAUCCCCGUUCAACUGCCGCCAGCCCUGCGGCCCCCCUAACCUCAUCUCUAGCCCCACCUCGCUGAUCCCUACCACGCACCCACACCCUACAUCCAAUACCCCCCACAUACACCAUCCGCAUUAAGCAUCGUCCAUUCCUCGUCGCGGCUCCCCGAUCCUCUCUCCAGUCCCGGUCCACGGGCCGCAUCGUCCAUGUCGAUCGCGCCUCUGACACAGUCCGGCUGCUCAUUGAGCGCCGCGACUAGCGCAGCCGGCGGGGGCGGGGCGCGCCCGCUCUGUGCGCCGCGCCGCGCCUCCGCCGUGCUCCCCGCGCCCGGUCGGCUUCGGGAAACAGUGUGUACAUAUGUAGCGGGAUAUGGUUCUCAGGCACGGUCAUGCGAUUGUGAUAUGAAUAGGUUUCGAGACCCCGGAGCCGUUUAAAUAAUUUUAUGAAGAUCGUCAAAUAGUAGUUAGUGAGGUUUCAAAUGUUUUAUUACUAUUGUAUAUUAUUUUUUUAAAGAUAUGAUAUGAGUUCCUGUAAAAGUCGGUGCGAGCGCUUCUCGGCGCCGCAACCUUAUUGUAUAUAAGCGCGACGUACUCUGUGGGUGGUGCCCCCCGCACUCGUCACCGGUGGCAUCACCCCACUCCUAAAGUGAGCAUUUUUCGUGAGAAUUAUCUUAAUUUUAAUAUACGUUAUUAUAAUUUUGUUUUUAUAGAUGACAAGUUUUACACUAGUUUAGAUUAAGUGGAACAGUAAUGAAUCACCAAUAGAGUAGCCGCUUUCUCCUUUGGCACAGACCGCGACGCCGGAGCGCGGCGCUCGCCUCGCGCCGGCUCGCGUUGCGUAGAAUCGCUCGCGUUUCGGUUAUGUGCGUUGCGGUUGUAACACAACACGUGAUAUGAACGUCGGUAUAAUAUCUAUGUAAGAAUGAAUUAUUUGAAAGGAGGUAAAGCGCGAGAGAUUGUAUCGGAAGGCGGCGUAGGUCGAGUGGUUACGGGCGUGCGUACCGGCGCCGGCGCCGUGACGCGUUGCGUCGUUCAGUUUUCUCACGUUAGCGUAGAUCACGACACUCGUAGAGUGGUAGUGGCCAACAUUCGGCAUACGGUGAACGUUAUCGGACAAUAUGAAACGAUGAAAGCAUACUUCCAAGCUAUUUAUCUACUUAAAUAGGAUAGAAACAACGUCGGCUUUUAUUCCAGAUAGAUUUUGCUAGAUACUCAUUCUUUUCUGAUCGAUCCCAGUCUAUCGAAGCACAAACUAAUGACCGAGUAACGAGUCCGACAUACCUAUAGAUCAGUUGAGAGCGUAUUAAGAAUAGCUGCGUGUAUUGUUUCCGAGGAGAACAGUAUUAAGAUUAGGUGGACGCGUGCAGAGGCGACAGCGCGUAUGCGGCGAGCGGCGAGCGAGAGAGGCGGCCCCGCGCCGGCGCUGGGCGCUAGGCGCGGCCGCGGCGGCCACGGGGCAUGGAAGCCGAUGCCUAAUAAUAUUCCUAGUCCAUAUCCUUUUGUUGAUCAGUCAUGCGAUUAAUGUUAGAAUAAAAUAUUAAUAAUUUGAUUUAUUCCUCCCAUUUAGUGGAUAUUUUGAUAAUGAUAUAUUAAUAAUGAGAAUAUUUAAGAUACAUAAUACAUAUUUGAUUCUAAAUCCUGAUAAAGUGACACUACGUUAGUAAUUUAGUCGGAGGGAUACUUGUGCCGUGAUUAUAUUUUUAGGUAUAUAUUAUAAAGUAAUUCCUAGCGUCGGAAUUAAAGAAGUGAUUAAUGUGUAAGCGCGUUAUAUUUAUUGUCGUAUCGUGUAAGUGGAAUGCCAUAUCGAUAAAAGAAGAAUAGCGGAGGCGGAGUGAAACUCGGAGGUAGAAGGAGGGUGGGUCGUGUAGUUGUGAGCUCGUGAGCUCGUGAGGCGCAGGAGCGGCCCGCGCCGCGCGGGGCCCGGGACGGUUCGCUUUUAUCAAUACGGCAGCGACUCAUAAAACUAUAAGUUGUCAUUUUUAUUUUUGUUGAAAUUUAUCGUUUACUCGAUUAUUUGUUGACUUUUAAUUUUUUAAACAAAAUUUUAUGAUCUGACGCAUUUAUUGUAAGACAAUCGAUUACUUUUAUAAUUAAUUAGUGUGAUAAUUAUAAUGAUGGCAUUGACUGCCGCUGUGAAAGAAUGAAACAUCGAAAGUAUCCUUCCUGUUUAGAAGGGACUCUUCAGACCCAAGGUUUCUAGUGGAUUUAUAUUUUUCUUUUGUUGUAUUUUUAAUGUUGCGUGUGUCUUACACAUAGUAUAUUUCAUUUUUGUGAUAUUUUUAACUAUAAAGUACUGUUAUUAUAAACCCAUGUGGAAUAAUGAUGACCUAAUUAAAUAAUCAAGAAUUUAUUUGUAAAUCACAAAAAAAAAUGUAAAACUGUAAAUAUAUAAACAAAAAAAUGAACAGCAACACAAUAUUGGUAAUGUAAUGUAAUGUAAUGAAUGACGUCUGUCAUCGCGUACACUGUAAGUUGUUUGCGUUCUCGUACCGUAAUGUAACGUAACGUAAGUAAUGUAUCGUCGUAUUGUUGUUGUAGUAGGUGCAGUCUACUGAAGGUGAACCGGUCCAGUGAACAAACUAUUGAUUAUAUUGUGAACCUUUUUUUAUUCACGAGCAAUCACAGAAAGUACAUGACAUUGUAAUAUUAUUUAUGAAAUUACUAUGUGAUGUGAUCUUCGGAUCAAUUUUGAGUACAGUAUAGAUAAUAAACAACUGAAUAUGUGA
Molecule: messenger RNA, 4617 nt
Organism: Papilio xuthus (Asian swallowtail)
Lineage: Eukaryota; Metazoa; Arthropoda; Insecta; Lepidoptera; Papilionidae
Gene: mbl
Product: splicing regulator muscleblind
Exons: 12
Coding region: 713-1945 (410 amino acids)
Biological process (GO): regulation of RNA splicing
Cellular component (GO): cytoplasm; nucleoplasm
Molecular function (GO): metal ion binding; RNA binding
Source: RefSeq, a predicted model, not a curated record